AUGCAGCUCCCAACAUCCACAGCCCUCCUGCUGGCCGCGGCCCUGAGCGGCGGCGGGCGGGCGUCGGCGGGGCCGGACCUGGGCUUAGGCGAGAUGCUGAGCGGGGGGUCGGUGCUGUUCCCGCGGCAGCAGGGCGCGACGGGCCAAAACCUGCAGACGUUCACAGGGGCGCUGGGCGGGGUCAAGGCGGACGCGGUGACCAACAGCGGCAACUCGGAGAGGCCGUUCGAGGUGGACGGCGACACCUUCACCGACUUCAACUCGGCGGCCCAGCGGAGCUGCGACAACCAGAAGAACAAGUGCGCGCAGGUGGCCAACUCGGGGGGCGGCGCCGGGUUCGAGGUGUCGGACUGUGACCAGCAGAACAACCAGUGCAAGGACGCCAUCAACACGGCCACGCAGACAGGUUCCCUGACUCUGACGAGCUCAAAUGCCGAAUUCGACUUCUUCUGUGAGAAUUGA
Diaporthe batatas is the source of this 462-nucleotide messenger RNA. RefSeq lists its product as uncharacterized. The record is from RefSeq and is a predicted model, not a curated record. The transcript has 2 exons. The coding region runs from base 1 to 462 and encodes 153 amino acids. Lineage: Eukaryota; Fungi; Ascomycota; Sordariomycetes; Diaporthales; Diaporthaceae.